Molecule: messenger RNA, 762 nt
Organism: Zasmidium cellare ATCC 36951
Lineage: Eukaryota; Fungi; Ascomycota; Dothideomycetes; Mycosphaerellales; Mycosphaerellaceae
Exons: 6
Coding region: 1-762 (253 amino acids)
Source: RefSeq, a predicted model, not a curated record
AUGGCACCGAGUGGAUUGGCGAUUCUUUUGGGAGCUGGUCCUGCGACUGGGGCUGGCAUUGCGCGUAUCCUCUCACAUCCGAACCACGGCAACAUGGCCGUUGCUCUUCUCGCCCGCCGCCCCGACUCCCUCGCCGACCUAAUCAAAUCCCUACAUUCCCAAACCCCCUCCCUCGUCCUCGAAGCCUUCCCCACCGACACCUCCCCCACUUCCCUCCGCAAGGCCUUCGCGGACAUCAAAGCCCACCAAUCCUUCCGGGAUUUGAAGCUCAAAGUCGCCAUCUUCUCGAUUAAGAAUUCCUCGAAGAAACCUUUCAUGGAGGAGUCGUUUGAGGAGUUUGUGCAGCCGCUCGAGACGUAUGUGGGCGGGGCGAUGGUUUUCGCGCAGGAGAGUUUGAGGAGGUGGUUUGAGGAGAAUGGGGAGGGGGGGUUGGUGGAGGGGGGUGGGAAGAAGGGGACUUUGAUCUUCACUGGGACUUUAGGCGCCCUCCGCUGCAACGCCGAAUUCGCCAGCUACGGCUCCUCACGUAGCAGCGUCCGGCAACUCGCCCAAGCCCUCGCGCGCGAGAUGUCUCCCAAGGGCGUGCACGUCGUGCACACCAUCGCCAACGGCCGCAUCGUCGACGCAGAUAACGACGACACCCGCACUGGGAAACACAUGUCGGCCGACGCGGUGGGCAAGACGUAUCUGUGGUUGGCGCAGCAGGAGCCGGCGUUGUGGACGCACGAGUUGGAUUUGAGGCCGGCGCAGGAGAAGUUUUGA